Molecule: messenger RNA, 738 nt
Organism: Drepanopeziza brunnea f. sp. 'multigermtubi' MB_m1
Lineage: Eukaryota; Fungi; Ascomycota; Leotiomycetes; Helotiales; Drepanopezizaceae
Source: RefSeq, a predicted model, not a curated record
AUGGCCGCCUUCUCUACCCUUGUCAAAGCCCUGGCUUUAGCUUCCGCUGUCGUUGCCUCACCCAUUGCAGAGCUCAACAAGCGCGCGGUUCUUGCGCACGAUGCAGUCGUUAGCCUCCCGGAGACGGUGCCGAGUGGGCCCAUGGGCGAUUUGUACCGACGCUACCAGCCCAUCCUCAUGAUUGCGGGCGGCUGCGUGCCGUUCCCUGCUGUGGACGCUGAUGGGAACGUGGGCGGUGGGCUCGACACGACCGGCAGCGCGAACGGUGGUUGCAGCCACAGCACGGGGCAGGUUUACGUCCGCUCUGCCAAUUAUGGUGGAAACAUUGUGCUGGUAUACGCCUGGUACUUCCCCAAAGACGAGCCCAGCCCCUGGUUCGGCCACCGCAAUGAUUGGGAGAGCGUCAUCAUCUAUCUGCCAUCCGAGAACUCUACCACCGCGGCCGACGUACGCGCCGUUUGUCCCUCGGCACACGGCCGGUAUGACUGUGUCACCUCAGGCAUAACUUUCAGCGACACCUCGGUGCGGGUCGAGUACACCAGCGAUUUUUGGCCGGUCAACCAUGCUCUGAGGUUGACCUCUCUGUCACUGGAUGGUGGCCAGCAGCCGCUCGUUGCGUGGGAGAGCAUGCCGGCUGCUGCGCGCGAUGCUCUUUCCACUUUCGACUUUGGAUCUGCAAGAGUACCGAUCAGGGAUCCUAUGUUCUGGACCAAUAUUCAUCUCGCUACUUGGGUAUAG